Molecule: messenger RNA, 646 nt
Organism: Coffea arabica (coffee)
Lineage: Eukaryota; Viridiplantae; Streptophyta; Magnoliopsida; Gentianales; Rubiaceae
Source: RefSeq, a predicted model, not a curated record
AGCAAGAGAUCCAUCUCCAGUUUUCGUACCUAGCAAUUGAAAAUGUCGGGCCGUGGAAAGGGGGGCAAAGGAUUGGGAAAGGGCGGAGCAAAACGUCAUCGUAAGGUUCUCCGCGACAACAUCCAGGGCAUCACAAAGCCAGCAAUCCGCCGUCUGGCUCGUAGGGGAGGAGUGAAGCGUAUCAGCGGUCUGAUCUACGAGGAGACUCGUGGGGUGCUUAAGAUUUUCUUGGAGAACGUCAUCCGUGAUGCCGUGACCUACACAGAGCACGCCAGGAGGAAGACGGUGACGGCCAUGGAUGUUGUGUACGCGCUCAAGAGGCAGGGCAGGACACUGUAUGGCUUCGGUGGAUAGAGAGACUGGGGGGAAAGGGUAGAAUUGACUUUUGUUGGUUUUGCAGAAGUCUUGCUGUCAAGAAAGAGGAAAAAGAUUGAGACAAAAAAAAAAAAAAAGAAAGAGGAAUGUGCUCGUAGUUUAAUUGUGUUUCUUUCUGUUGUCCUGGGAUUAGAGUAAUGGUAGUGUAAUUAGGGGAAUUAGUAGUGAUUAGGUGGUGUAUUUUUGUGUCGUGGUUCAUGCUUUGUAAGCUAUGCCCUUGGGAAUGGUAUUUUGGUGAUUAAUGAAAUGAUUACUUUGUUGGUUUCUUGUA